Messenger RNA from Lemur catta (Ring-tailed lemur), 484 nucleotides. Its product is annotated as histone H2A-Bbd type 1. The coding region runs from base 47 to 400 and encodes 117 amino acids. Gene Ontology annotation, cellular component: nucleosome. The record is from RefSeq and is a predicted model, not a curated record. The transcript has a single exon. Lineage: Eukaryota; Metazoa; Chordata; Mammalia; Primates; Lemuridae. Gene Ontology annotation, molecular function: protein heterodimerization activity; structural constituent of chromatin; DNA binding.
CAGGGAAAUCAAGCUGUGCUAAUUGGGGAAAAGCCCAGCAAACAUCAUGCCUGGGAAAAAACACAGUCGAGACUCCCAUAGGCGUAGGAGGCAGGCCCUCUCCCGCUCCACAAGAGCAGAGCUGCAGUUCCCGGUUAGCCGCGUGGACCGCCUCCUGCGAGAGGGUCACUAUGCCCAGCGCCUGAGCUCGGUCACUCCCAUUUUCCUCGCCGGCAUCCUGGAGUACCUGACCUCGAACAUCCUGGAGCUGGCGGGAAAGGAAGCCAACAACAACCGCAGGGUGCGCAUCACCCCUGAACACGUGGAGACUGCAGUGAACCAGAACCAGCAGCUCAGCUGCCUCUUUGAGGACGACACCCACUCUCAGGUUGAUGAUCUGCCCCAACCCAGGAAGAAGUAGAGAUUCCAGAGCCGGGGAGAACCUCAUCAACAGCCCCAUCGAGCCCCCAAAACUGCCAUAGAGAGGGAGCCCAGGCUGCUACCA